Messenger RNA from Gadus morhua (Atlantic cod), 1655 nucleotides. Its product is annotated as beta-1,3-galactosyltransferase 1. The transcript has 2 exons. The record is from RefSeq and is a predicted model, not a curated record. Gene Ontology annotation, biological process: protein O-linked glycosylation. NCBI's taxonomy places the organism in Eukaryota, Metazoa, Chordata, Actinopteri, Gadiformes, Gadidae. Gene Ontology annotation, cellular component: Golgi membrane. Bases 308 to 1423 code for a protein of 371 amino acids. Gene Ontology annotation, molecular function: N-acetyl-beta-D-glucosaminide beta-(1,3)-galactosyltransferase activity.
GAAAACUCCAUGUUUACUCUUAUUUGCAUGUGCCUCAUGCCUGAGGGCUACUACAGAGAGGGAGAGAGAGGGGGAGAAAGAGAGAAAGAGAUGUUCAUUUGAGCAAAUGGCUCAAAGGAACAUUGUUAUCAAGAAUGAAAUGAACAUCGGAAAGUUGUGUUAAUCCUUUUUGGAAGUUGUAAAACUGGUUUUGACUGACCGGUCCUACCGGUGGAGAGGCAUGCAACACUGGACACUACUUCAACACAGGGAGAAAGGUUUCUCAUUGAUGUAAUCGUGUUUUCCAGAGCCGGCAGGAUCAAGGGAAAUGGAACACGGUGGGACGUCAGCUGUCUUGGGCUACGGCUCAUGUCGUCGCUGCUUUGUGCUUAUCCUCAUCGUGGCGGCGACCAUUAUUUUGUACAGCACAAACCGAACAGACUGGGGAAAUGAGUGGAAACCUAAAUGGUUAACAUUUAAAAAGGUCCUUUCUGAUACAAACUCCACUUCUAUGGAAAUCGGGAAUUGGGAAUUGGGAAUAGGGAAUACCACCCAAUUGCCCCAAUCCUCAACCGCGUUGCCCGCACCAGUUCCUUAUGUUUCUCCGGGGCCAUAUAGUGUGGAAUAUCCAUAUGAUUACCACUUCUCUAUAAACCAGCCGGAGAGAUGCAAUCAACUUAGGCCAUUUGUGGUUCUGAUCGUGCCAGUGGGACCAGAAAACACUGCUCAUCGCAUCAAUAUCCGCAACACUUGGGGAAAUCAAAAUCUAUUGCUGCAGGAUAAAGUGGUGAGUCUGUUCUUCCUGCUAGGUCACCCGUCAUCAGCGGGAAACGCAGCAAAGAUUCAGCAGCAGGUGAUGGAGGAGAGCAAGGAGUAUGGGGACCUGCUUCAGAGUGACUUCCUGGACUGCUACAAGAACCUCACCAUUAAGACCAUGGUGAUGAUGGAGUGGCUGCAGACAUAUUGCACAAAUGCCACCUACGCCAUGAAGAUUGAUUCUGACAUGUUCCUCAAUGUGCCAAACCUGAUCAGCAUGCUGUCAACAGCCAAAAAAGAGAACUAUCUGACCGGCCUUGUGGCCCACGGGGCUGCUGUUUUGAGAAGUAAGAGCACAAAAUGGUACCUGCCGCCAUCCGCUUACCCUGAGAGCCAAUAUCCACCUUACGCCCUGGGCCUGGGCUAUGUCUUUUCAUUAGACCUUCCCAAGAAGAUUGUGGAGGCUUCCAGGCAUGUUCGCCCAGUCUACAUUGAGGAUGUUUAUGUGGGAUUGUGUAUGAGACACUUGCAGAUUGUGCCCACCGACCCGCCAGAUUAUAAAUUUCAUGUGUUUCCUCUGAAGUAUAACCGCUGCUCUUUCUCAAGGAUUAUAGCGACCACGAUAAAACCCAGCACUGAUGUGCAAGAGAAUUGGAAAGACUUCUCGAGACCAGGUCCAUACUGUUGACGUUGAAGAACUGAGAAGAACUGAGAGUUGGACUAAAUCCCUUUUUCAUCCUGCCAGAUUUUACCCUGAAGUCUUCCCCAAAAGGCAUGUAUUACUAUAUAGGCAAAUGUAAAAAUCAUAAAAUUAUCAAAUCAUUGUCUUCCACAACUCCACCAAUUUUUUUUACCAAGUACCUUUGUGAUGAAGUUUUACUGCAGUAGUUUUUAAUAAUUAAUUUUAAAGAUGCUUAGUC